Nothoprocta perdicaria is the source of this 3697-nucleotide messenger RNA. RefSeq names its product guanylate cyclase activator 1C (gene GUCA1C). Gene Ontology annotation, molecular function: calcium sensitive guanylate cyclase activator activity; calcium ion binding. NCBI's taxonomy places the organism in Eukaryota, Metazoa, Chordata, Aves, Tinamiformes, Tinamidae. Bases 1492 to 2064 code for a protein of 190 amino acids. The record is from RefSeq and is a predicted model, not a curated record. The transcript has 4 exons.
CAGUUCACACAUUUAGGGGCUUAUUCUGUUGUUAUUCAGUUUGUUGCACAGGCAAAUCCCGCUGCCUCUUGCUGUUGAAAGCUGCGGUCUUGUAUCAGGUAGCACGUUAGCAGACAGCUMUUCUAUGGAGACUCUUGAAUGGGAUGCGAGGAAAAGCUGGAGCUUAGAAAAAUCCUCUCUUAAUGGCAGUUAUAGUCUAUACUGCUACUGAAGUCCUCCAGACAGCCAGUCAUGCUCACCUUUCCCCUUCGGAAAUCCCAGUAGGAUCUCAUAGGUGAGACUGCUCCUUAAGGGUAGGUUCUCCUUACAGGCAACAAUCAUAUUUUUACAUUACAACAGCUUGUGCAUGCCGUAGUUUAUACCAUAAGGCUUAAAUCUACURUAAGGUUGCAAGGUAUUAUAUACUUCUGCACAGUACAGAUAUAAUAUUGCAGUGUAUGUUUCCACAGUUUGAGCCACCAGAAGAAGCUGUCCUGCACUCACUCUGCUGCUCACCACUCUUUCCCAUGCCUGAUAUAUGCUCUCUUGUACAAUUCACUUUUGUCAAACUGGGCACUGCAAAGUAUAAAUAUUUCUGUUUAAAGCUAACCAUUUUUAUUAGUAUUUUAACUAAUGAUUUAACUAAUUUUUAACUAACUGCAAUGAGGGACUCGAGUGCUUAUGUGACUGCUGUCUAAGGACCACAGAGCAUUCUGGGGGCUUAGUGGAUAUUUGCUUUAAGCUCUCUCCAGUUCUCCAAGUCAAAUCACAUUUCAGGUUUGGCCCAUUUGGUCUCUAGGCAAAGAUUUGGACCAUGGUAUAUAAAGAAGUAAUAAAAAUUAAAAGCUAGAGGACACACUUAUGAUACAAGGUAGCAGCAUCUUCAGGUUUCAUAAUGGGACUUGACUUAGCUUUUCUUGUCCUUUAACAUACUUAGCAGUCUAUCUUUUUCCCUGUGGCUCUUGUCCCAGGAAAGAUAGGGUGGGAAGGGGAAGCCGUUGCCUCUCAGUGCACGUUAAGAGUGCCAAUAUGCUGCACAAGCUGCUGUAAAGAGUGCACCCACUUUGUUAUAUCCAAGUUCCACCUGCAGUGGUGAAAGGACACUUGGGCUGGAGGUUUAUUUAAAUCUGUGUGAAUUAGGAUUAGAAGCUGUCCUCGGAGGCUGUCUGUGUUGCUUAUUCAGUAGGCAGACAAUUUACAUAACUUGAACACCAUAGGCACCAGGACAAAUCGGGCCACCAUCUGCAGCAGUGUAAUUUGUCCUCGUGCYGAGGCUCUGAGAACCGACUGGGUGUAAACACUGUGAUCCACUUAUAAAACCUUUGCUGCUCUAAAACUGGAUGCUGGUAAUCUUGUCAGGAUGCUAUAUUUACUUAGUCAAUGUCUGUAGCGAUCUAUAAGAGGUUUAAUGUAGCUCUUGAAAGCAGUUGAUGUCCGAAUGUUGCUGGGAAGCCAUUAUAGCAAAGAAGAAUGAACGUUUGGAUGAAUAGCUACUGAAAACAGGAUUUGGGAAUGUUUGACACUAUGGGAGCGGCUGGAUCAGCGGAUGAUAUUAAUGCCAUGGAAAUUCAUCACUGGUACACAAAAUUUAUGAAGGAGUGCCCCUCUGGACAGCUUUGUCUGCAUGAAUUUAAACACGUCCUGGAUCUGCAUGGACUUAAUCCAGAAGCUAAUGGUUAUGUUGAACAAGUAUUUCACACAUUUGAUAUGAAUAAGGAUGGAUUUAUAGACUUCUUGGAGUUCAUAGCUGCAAUAAAUCUGGUUAUACGAGGAAAAAUUGACCAAAAAUUGAAAUGGUACUUUAAGCUGUAUGAUGCUGAUGGAAACGGAUGCAUUGACAAAAAAGAACUAUUAAGCAUAUUCACGGCUAUCCAAGCUAUUAAUGGCCACACUGACAUGUCUGCUGAAGAAUUCACAGACAUGGUGUUUCAGAAGAUAGAUGUGAACAAUGACGGGGAACUGACUUUAGAGGAGUUUAUCAAUGGCGUGGAAAGAGACAGGAAUCUAAUGGAAUUGAUUACAAAAAGUUUCGACCUUUCCAACGUACUCAAAGCCAUACAGAACGGCAGGAGGCACAGCAUCUGAAGGCCUCAGUGAUGGAUGUGGCGUCUGUGUCAUUGUUUGCAAGGAAGAUAACAUAUGAAACAUUCAGGGAGCUUCAUCUUGUCAAAGCCUGCCUGGACCAUUCCAGGCACCCAGCUCUGGGAAUAACUCUCUCUCUGAACUUUGACUGUGGAGUGCACAUCUCCCUCUCCUUCUCUUUGUUCUUUCCCUCAUUCGGACCUGCGGCAGCUACAGGGCACAAACCUUUGCCCACUUGUAACAUAAACACUAUUUGAGGCAGUACAGAUAGCCUACUUGUUCUCCAUGAACACUGCUUAGAGUAAUUGAAGGAACAACAGCAAUACCACAAAAUACAACUUUUCUAGAGGACGCGGAAUUUAUGCAUUUCUUCUUUUGCAUGCAGGUUUUUAACCUACUAUUUAAGAUGUGGUAAGAAACUUCUAGAUGGGAUUAGUUUCUAUCUGGAUCAAUUAAGCAUGAAGCCUUGUUUGCAUUAACUUAACAUUCGCUUUAAUCAAUGCUCAGAAUAGGACUAGAUUAACUGGGAAACACCUCAAUCAGCUUAAUAUUCCAGAGACGUGUAUCCUCUUUAAAAGGCUGUUUACUCCUCUUGACAUCUGUAAAUUAAAAUAAUGGGAUGUUUUCCUGUUGGGAGAAGUGUCCGCUACUCUUCUUUCAAAUUAUCCUUUGUAGAAAUGAAAAAUUUUACAUCAAUCUUUUAAAGUACUAUUAGAAGUUCAAAGAAUAGCUAAAACCAAAAUCUGUUAAGCACCAGUAUGAAAGUUGUUUGGUUUCUCAGAGAUUUGUGUCCUUUGAUUUCUGUGUCCUCCUUUUUGAAACRCUUCCCCUUCUCAUGGGGCUCUCUGUCCUGGCUGCAAGGGACCAAAGGUAUGAGGUGUCACAACUAGUACAUGCUGAUGGGAUUGCUGGCCCCUGCCAAACAGACUGUUUAACAGCUGAAUUCUUCCUGCCUUUCCCUCACAGGGAAUGCUAAUUUAGGUCUUUGUGUUCUGCUCAGGUACCUCAGCAAAAGCUUUUAACAAUUUAGACCUUCUUCCAAAUUGGGUUGCAAUCACCUCUGAAUUUGGUGGCUCUUAGGACCAAGGGCAAGGGAUUCGUGGGCUGCAUGAUCACAUAGGCCUCAUUUAUCUUAGGCCUCUAUUUUACCCAAGCUAAAAACAACUCAAUCUUACCAAAUAAGUAACAAGAUUAAUUCUACUAGCUGAAUUCCCUGGCUGCAAAGGGAAUUCAGUGCUCUCUGGUUCUGUUGGCACUAAUUCCCUCUCAAGUCUGCAAGGGUUUUACUGAAUUACAAAAUUUAUAAGAGUAAGUUCUCCUUGGCUGACAGUGUCCUGCAGGCAUCACCAUAAUACUAGUUGUUGUCAGGAGCACCAGCUUCACACAAAAUAAUUUGUGCAUAAAUUGUGCAGGAUGAAGGCAACAGUUAUUAAGAUUUCAGUAUGAAAAUGUUUUUCUUCCAAACGCACUUCAAAUCCAUGUCCAUCUGCACAAGAUAAAAUGUCCUCUAUCUCUGUGAUUAUUAUUCUAGUUUCUGGUUUGAUGAAUAGGAUAUAUUAGGAGCAAGCAACAAGAUCACUUGACAUUAUGAACAGUUCUGACAUUACAGCUCUGACAUUUGCAUUUUUUAUAUCCU